This is a messenger RNA of Linum trigynum, 2145 nucleotides long. NCBI's taxonomy places the organism in Eukaryota, Viridiplantae, Streptophyta, Magnoliopsida, Malpighiales, Linaceae. The record is from the annotation of a GenBank genome assembly.
AAAUAUUGUUGGUUAGAAUAUAUCAUAUCGAAUUAUAGUAUUGAAUAUGUAGAAGCGAUAUAGAAUUCUUAAAAAACCAUUAAUUUCCAGAAUUAUAAUGAGGCAAUCAUAUCUUUGUGUAAACUAUAGGGGACUGGUUCUCUGAACGUUUUUAUCCGGUUAAAUACUAAGUUUUGAACCUCUUCUUAGUAAAUAAAGUAUGGAGCUCUUUGCCAAACAUGCUAGGCUAUGUGAUAGUUUAAUAUUAUAGAGAAACAAAUACAUUUGAAAAAAAAACAAAUUAUUUUUUGUGUGUAAGUUUCUUUUUCUUUGUCUCUAAUAAAUAACACGAAAUUAGAAAAGAAGAGGGGGGCGUAGUUGAGAGGCGUGAGAUAAGGAGAAACAGUUAAGGACCCGGUCUCUGAACACAUGGAAAAUUUUCCUUUCCCAUUUUUUUUAAUAAGGGUGAAUAAUUUUGUUACUUUAAUAGAAAGGAAAAAGAAUAGUCAACAACAAAGAAAGUCAGCGAACACGAGAGACGGGUGAAUUUUCCUUCCCAAGUUAGUUAGGUCAAAUAACUUGUAGGCCGUAAAAAGCGAUGCAUCUCAUACAUAAAUUAAUGGCGUUGAUGGAAUGCAUACAGAAAAAGUCUCGCAACUCGUUAGGGGAUUUGUAACUUUGUUUGGGAGGUGGGAAGAAAAGUCAUCCAUGGUUAAUCUCUAGCCCUCGACAAGGCAUUUUGAUCUUGUCAUUCCCUUUGCAAUCGUCACCUCUAUCGACAAAACACACAUAUCGUCGGCGGUCUCAAACCACCAAACAAUUUAGAAACUGUUUGAUUUGAUCCCAACUCUCUCUCUCGCUCCCUCUCGUUUUCUUACUGGCAAGAGGAAAUAGUCGAGAAAAAGGCAUUGGCUUGCUAGUUACAGUAACUUAACAUCUGUAAAUGUGCGUGAAUAAAAAGUCACAGAUAGAGGGCUGCUACAUAUUGGUCAGUUGUAAUACGUAGGUGCUUCAGGCAUGGAAGAUUCGUCGGCAUCUCCAGCGUCAACGGCAAGGUUAAAGAGCUCGUGCUCGUCGUCGUUCCGGUUGAGGUCACCAAGCCUUAACUCCCUCCGUCUCCGCCGCAUAUUUGACAUCUUUGACAAAAAUGGGGAUGGGAUGAUAACAGUGCAUGACCUGAGCCAAGCAUUGACCCUAUUGGGCCUCGAUGCUGACUUCUCGGAGUUGGACUCCACGAUCCAGGCCCACAUCAAGUCGGGGAACGAUGGCCUUGAGUUUGAGGACUUUGUCGCCCUCCACCAAUCAUUAGAUGAUGCCCUCUUCGGCGGCGGCGGGCAGCAACAGGACCAAGACCAGGACCAGUGCGCUGACGAGAUAUCACAAGAGGAGUCAGACCUCUCCGAGGCCUUCAAGGUGUUCGAUGAAGAUGGCGAUGGCUACAUCUCGGCCCACGAGCUGCAGGUGGUGUUGCGAAAGCUGGGCUUGCCGGAGGCAACCGAGAUUGAUAGGAUCGAGCAGAUGAUUGUCUCUGUGGAUCGCAACCAGGACGGUCGGGUCGACUUCUUCGAAUUUAAAGACAUGAUGCGUUCCGUCAUCGUCCCUAAUUCUUAAAUCUCCAUUCAUCCAUGAUAAAAAUUCAGUCAUUCUUUCUUUCCUUAUAUCGCAUGUAUGCGUGUACCUCCCUGUUUUUAAUUUCAUCACUUGAUCGAUCAUUAAUUCAUCAUCGAUCUUUUUAAUCAAUCAAUACCCAUGACCACUUUCUCUAAUUGAUUCCAAAAUCACCAUUUUUCUGCUCCUCAAUUAAUUAUACUCAUCAUUACUUAAUUAUAUUUUAAUUGUUUAAUCGGUGUCCGUCGGAUAGUGUUUUCAAAAAAAAUUAAAUCAUUUUUCCCGCCAUCCAUAAUUGAUUUUUCCAGCUGGCUAGACAAUAUGCAUCUUGUGUCUCCCUCCACUCUCUUUUCUUGCAUAUAUGGUCAACUUCUACUUACUCCGAUGUAUAUUGGAAACUACAACUAUAAUUAAAUUUGUGCUUCCAACUGUCUCUUUUUUUCGCUCUCUCUUGUGUCUGGUGCUGAUUGACACCUUUAUUAAUACUAUAUUGUUGUUUUAUUGUUUAUUUGUAACAACGUGUAAUAUGAAUGGUAUCAAUGAACUUGAGGAUUCCUU